UUGUUGCUAAUAUCGCAUAAAACUAUUCUAUUUUUAGUACGAUCGUGAUUUUGUGUUCCAAGCAAUUCUAUUAAUUUGAAUUCGACGCAGAUGGCGGUCGCGCACGAAACCCCCACUUCACGGCGGCCAUGUUGGCGUGCGGGCGCAUGCGCGACAGGGAGCUGCGCCUUUGCAGUCUGUUCUCGGUCAGUCAGUCGUACGGACGCGCGAUUCACGUUUGACGCGCAGUUUCGGAUGCGUGGACCGAGCGAAAUCGUCGAUGGUCGUACAUUUAACGGUGGGAUUACUGCCCGACAAAGAAACUCCGUUUCGUAUGCGGUCGGCUGGUGGUGUCUCGUGGUGUGACGGUUUCUGCUAAGGUCGCGGUGGCACGUUUCGCUAUGUCGCAAGUGCUUUGGCCGCAAGAGGCACAGUGACGACUCGCCCGUGUGCCUGCCGACAUCCUCGACGGCCCUGCGAUGGAGUCUAUCAGAAAAUGGUUCUACAGGCCUAAGAGGGACGAUACGAGUCUGCUCGCUCAGUUUUUCUACGCUGACGAGUCUCUGAACGCCGUCGCCUGCGAACUGGACUCCUUCGACGGCCGCCAGGAACCGGAGAGAUGCACCACGCUGGUGAAUCAGCUGCGCCGUUGCCAGGACACGGUGCUGACGAUAUGCAGCCAGAUAAUGGACGACCUGAUUCCAGAGAGCAGGGCGAACCGGGAUUUCAGGGUGAAGUUUCCCGACGAUGUGAUGCAGGAGAAUCUGGCAGGGCAGCUGUGGUUCGGCGCGGAAUGCCUGGCAGCUGGUUCCUCCAUCAUGAACAGGGAGACUGAAAGUUUAGCCAUGAGACCUUUGGCGAAGGCUCUGACAAGGUCCCUGGAUAUCGUCAGGAAUUUGCUCAGAGAGCACGCGCUGAAAGGUCACAUGAACCUGAAGUUGCUUUUUCAGACGCAGAACCCGCUGGACCCAUCGAUGGAGAAAUUAAUCGAGUCGUUGAAGAUCUUCGACCGACUGUUCGCCGAUUUUGAACUGAUCUACGUCGGCGCCAUGGUACCGGUGAAAUCGACGAAGGAGUACGAGCAGCAGGAACUCGUUUGCGUUUUAUUUUCGGAGACGUUGCAAAGAGCUCUUGAACGCGGACUGCUCAGCCAAGCCGACGUGGAUAAUUACGAGCCAGCUCUGAUGUUUACUAUUCCUCGUUUGGCGAUUGUUUCCGGCCUCUUGGCUCCGCCUGGAGGCCCUUUGUGCCUCAAUUCCCCAGACAACAUUAGUGAAAUGUUUAGACCUUUUAGGACGCUUCUUCUAAAAAUAAGAGAGCUUCUCUGGACGUUGAACAACCGCGAGCUGUACAUGCUGGAGAAACUGUUGUGUUCGAACGAGGAACCGUCGGGUCCUAUCACGCAGUCGUCCAAGUCUGCGUGUCAGGACAUACCAGACCUCGAGGAGUUCGUUCACAAUUUUUAUACCGGUUACCCGAACUGCAAAGACUUCAUCGUAGAUUUUUACACGGUGACGAGGAACACGGGAAAUAACAUGGACGAAGUAGCGAACGACGCCGUUAAAAGUUUAGCCGAGGAAAGCGAGAACGUCGAUCGUUUGGAUGAUAGGCAAGGUGAGACGAGGAUGAUCGUGGAGACUGGGCCUAACCGCCUAAUCGCGUCGACGGACGGUUACGAAGAGAGUGUUAGGUGCAACGGUGGUGCGAGGACAUCCAGUGAACGGGAUAGUGUCUGUGACGAAGUGCAAUACAGCGUGAAGAUGAACGGUUCUUGUGGUUCGAACGACAGCAGACAGCUGUCCUGCGACGAUUGUCCCUACUCGAGAAGAGAAGAGAAUAACGCGAGUCCUGUCUUCCUGGAGCAAGUCAAUACGGCGCAGAACACUGGCGAGAGCAGCGUUUCCAGUUCCAGCGACCAGUGCGCCAACCAUCUGCACAAGCAGCAAGAGGAGUUCAUGACCAGAGACAUAUCCGAGAUGCUGGGCGCCUCGGGCAACAUCGAAAUCCCCCAGACGCAGUACCUGUUGAACCAGGUCUCGCACGAGAACAACGUGACGGGCGAGACGGUCCACAUUCAGAACUCCCUACCGGACCUGGACUCGAAGAAGCUCAUCUCCGAGGCGAACAAGACUCUGUCGAACCUCUUGUUGGACGGAGAUUGUCAGAACGAGAUGUCGGAGCAGACGGACUCGGGGAUCUGCACGGUGAUAUCGUCGGAGAACACGAGCCUCUACGACAAGAGUCCCGAGGAGAAGAAGACCUUCGCCAACGAGAUUCAUCAGGACGAGCAGGUCUUGGACGACGAGGACACGCAAGAGAAUACCAGCUACUCCUGCUCUAACCUUAACUCGCCUAAGAGAAAGAGCUCGACGAUCUCUGAGAACUCGUGCGUUUGUAGCCUGAGAAGCACCAAGACUGUCACGUCCAUGGACCAUUCUAUCGAGGUUCUACACUCGGCCAACACGGAAGCCGCGAAAAACAUUCCAAGGAUAUCUUCGAACUUUGACGGUACCAACGAGGAGUUCGUGGGGGUCGCGUACGGGAACGGUCACAUAUCCGUCUGCGAUUCCAAUCAGUCGAGCUUCCAGAUUAAUUACACCGAGAACUGGGAGAACCUGAACCUGAACAUCGACGCCUCGACGUCCAGGAAGGAGUUCUGGAGCGACCUGAAGUGCGAGAAUUGUCCGUCUACGUCUCAGAACAUCGGUAAGAUCGGAACGAAGAUCGAGCAGUACGCUCAGGACAAGAUGGCGUCAAGGAAGAUGAGGUACGAGAAACAGAAGCGACGACAUCAGCGCAAACACGAGAGGAACGGUCAGGUAGUCCACCAGGCGAUGCAGGAGACCAGGACGCCGAGUUUUCCUAACGUACGAUCCGCCACGAGCACGGAGAGUUCAAGGUCCAACUCCACGGAUCGUUGCUUGAACCCCAGGCUGAUUAGCUACGGAGCCAGCUUGCAUCCCAGUCAGAACACCAGGCAGAUGCCCAACUUCGGUAGCCACAGUCCUCACGCCAGUCCAAGAUUGCAGCAUUUCGAGACGCGCAGCACACCCGCGUCAGGGCAACGAACCUGCAGCGUCGCGUCGAAAAUGCAGAGGAACCUGUCGCCCCAGAAUAGGAAGCUUUUGGACCACAGGAGAUCGAGAUCGGAGCAGAUGUGUCGAAUGAAGAGGAGGGAUCUCGAAAAGAGAGAGAAACACGAUCGGGUGAACUCACGUUCGGAGCAAACCAAGAGAAAAUUGGGAAGCAGGAGCCCCAAUGAACUGAUGAACGACGGUUUGGGACCAAGGACGGACAAGAGUGGCCUGGUGACCGAGCCAGUUUCACCCGUGAUGUCGCAGAACGUUUCCUACGGCAUGCAGAAUGCAAUAAAAGACAAUAAUAUACAGAGAGCUACGCGAACGAUAAGACUGGUGAACGCGUCGGCGGUUUCUGGAACGCAGUCUUUCAAUUCGGAUCAUACGUUGAUUCAGAAGCCUGAAGUGGGGUCCAGUUCCAGUUGUUCCAGUUGCUGCGACUCGAGCUCAGAGACCAGCGAGUUUCAGAGCGACUGUCAGGACGACGAGGAAAUCGCCCUGGCGAUGCAAGCCGCCGAGAUAGCGAAUAGGAAUCAGAUCCGGGCGAAGUUUCGGUCGUCGGAGGAUCUUGUCCAUCGUCUGUUCGUGUGCAUAGCAGGCGUGGCUGAUCAGUUGCAGACAAACUUCGCCUCGGAUCUGCGCAAUAUUUUGAAGUGCGUGUUUCUUAUGAACAGUAGUCAAACCGUAGAAGACGGGGAGACGAAAGAUGAAAGUGUAACGACGGAUACUCAAUUAGCAAGUCCUUUGAACGAUACGGGUACCGAUAACGAUCAGCAGGAUUCGUUGCAAGAAUACGAAGACGAUUUAGAAGAAACUCCUCCGAUGAAUGACCAAAAUAAUGGUUCUCCUGUAACCGAACGUGGAGAAGAAUGCGUUGAAAGAGCACCAGCCUGGGUUCCCGACAAUGACGCGCCAAGGUGCAUGGCCUGUCAAGCAGGAUUCACCGUGGUGCGACGAAGACAUCAUUGCAGAAACUGCGGCAAGGUGUUCUGCGGUCGUUGCAGCAGCAACAACGUUCCCCUACCUCGUUACGGGCACAUGAAACCCGUGAGGGUGUGCAACAGGUGUUUUCUCUAUCAGGUGACGCCGUUCACCGUUUCCCAAGUAACGUCCGCGAGCUGAACAUUACCAGAACGAGGUAUAACUUACGGAAUAAUUUUUCUUCAAACGGUAACGUUCUUGUUAAUAUUCUCUGAACAUUGAGCCGUGUACCACGCGCGCAGAACAUCCGUUUCUUUCUUCUAAUAGGGAUACAAUGUUUCGAAGUUCGUCGCUUAGAUAAACGUUACGGAAAAAAAAAUAUAUAUAUAUAUUUUAAACGUAUAAACUAUGAAUACAGACGUACGGAGUAUAUGGAAAUUCGGUGGUGUUGUAUUCUUCCGAUUUUUAUUCAAAUUGGACUCGUCGAAGGGUUAUAGUCCGCUAGGAAACUCUACAUAUUUGUGCAGCAAACCUAGGGGCGUGUAUAUUUUUUCUUUUAAUCGAUGAGGCUCGAGUUUAAGGCAGUGAAACUACCCAUUUAAUACUUGAAAAGUUAUUGAAAAUAUGGAGAAGCUUGUUAUACGAAUGUUCUCUGUGAUCUUUUACGCGAUCUUUAACGCUUUCGCUGUGAAGUACAAUUAGGAGAAAGUGGUUUAAGAAAUGUUUAUUUUUUUAUGUUCUGAAUUGCUUUUGUUUGUGAUAAGAGACAAAAGGAUCGCAUCAUGCGUGUAUUAUUUUGUUAUUUUUCAUGUUAUCCGUUAACAAUCGAUGAUCAUUAAUAAUAGGUUAUUAAUUUUAAGAAGUACAUUUUUUGUAUUAGAGAAUCGAUGCCAUAUUAUUUUCAGAAGCAUUCAAAUCGUCGACUUUAGAAGUUAAAAACACUUUAAAAGACAGAACAAAAGACCUUUUUAGGUCUCACAUACUUAGUGUCUCAGAUUAGGUGAUACUAUACAUAUAGACGAAUUCGAAGUGAAACAGUCUAUAUAUAUAUAUAUAUAUAUGAUAUUAAACUUUAUGUUGGUAGGUGACGGAUUUGUGAUUACAAAAUAAAUAAGAAUAGUCGAACAGAUAUGCAUGGAAAUGUAACGUUCACGUGUUACAUGUCCAUCUUUCAAGCAAUGGAAGACAGUUUCAGUCUUUAAACUCGAGAAGUUGAAGAUUGAAAAAAAGUACGUGUUCCUUAAUUUUCUCCACUCGGUACAUACGCGUAGUUUCAUUGCGAACAGAUGUCAAUUGAAGGAUUCCUCGUUAGGAGAUUGUCAGAUGAGAAUCGUUAAUGAAAGUCGAAACAAUAUUAACAUCAUCCUCGAUCGUUCUUUGCGUUAAUCUGUAUACUUACAUGCACUUAAAUUGUAAAGUUAGAUAUAUCGGCGCCGAUCGCUAAUAUUUUUACACGUCGUGGUCAUACGUUUUUAACGGAGCUGAUUUCCAAAUCAGUUGUAUCAUAAUUAAAUCUUACUCGUGCGCGGACGAUACGAUCCGUUGUCGCGGAUCUUGGAAUCGUACUGGUAAAAAGAAGAAAAAAAAAUGAAAAAAAGAAAUGCAGUUGUUGCUUUUACCUUAGAAUAACGCGAUAUUGUACAGAAUAGUCCUUAUAUUGUAUAUCGAAUUCGUCUCUGUCUCUUUUGUCAAUUCUCUUCAUCGACGUUCCGUAUUAUAUUUUAUCUUCUUCCGUUAGGUGUGUUCAUUUGAUAUAAGCAAUCGAAUUUCUCGUUUCAUCGUGUCAUGCUUUGAUCGCACGAAAAUCGCUCGGUUUCUUUGUACAUCCUUGUACAUUCUUGUACCAUAAAUUGUGAGCGAAACUUCAAAGAUGAAUUCCGAAUCUAAGAAGAAUAAACAAUUCUUUAUACUGUUACGCGUGUCCUUGUUUCUGAAUUGCAAUAGAUGAAAUAAUGUACAAUAGGACGAACGUUUAUACAAGUUCUAUUCGAUUAAUUUUCCUUGUUGAAUUCAUCUUUGAAAACGCGCCUACAUUGUACGUGUCUGUUCUGUAUAAACGCAGUACAGUACGUAUUCUCGACUGGAUCAGAUUUAAUCGCUUUGUGAGAAAGAGAAUAAGGACCGUCAGAGUCGUACAUAAACUAUAUAUGUGUAUAGUUGCGAGAGCUGAAGAAUAUUUCGGUAUAUUGCGUUGUAAAAUAGAUAUAUUUGUAUAUAUAUAUAUAUAUAUGUACAUAUACAUACGUACAUAUGUAUUUAAUUUUGGAAUAUACUCUUUUUAGGUAAACGCAGGAAUCUUGAAUAAGAUAGGUAAAAAAAAAAAAGAAGUUUCAAGGAACACUAUUCGAAAUCGGCGAGAAAAGGGGAUAUCUGUAGACUGAAACCAAAAAAUCCUUGCGUCGCAUCAGACACUAACUAUAUCAAACCUUCGCUCGGCGAUAGUGAUUCAAGUAAUUUCUAAAUUUUUAAUAAUACCAGACUAUCGAGAAGAAACGCGUGAUCAUAAUCGUUACCAUCGUCUUAAUUAAACGCUUUCAUUUCGCAUGUCGUGUCAUUCUACACAUUGCACAGCAUCGAGGAAAACACAUCAGCCUCUGUGUGUAUUUUUAACAACGUUGUUGCUGGCUUAGCUCCCUUCCCUACCCCCACACUCAAAAAAGGCAAAGUAGCACAGUAUAGAACAGGGGUGAGGAACCUUUCAAAAUUGUUUAGUAGCCAACCCCGGUUUAGCGUUUGUUCGAGCUACUGCCAGUAGCGCAAAGACUUCCAGCGAAUGCGUAACAGCGUAAAUGUAAUCAGAGAUGAGCACAAAUCUUAUUCAGAUACAAAUUUCGAAUGAGUAAUUAAAUUUGCUUUACGUUUGUUUUAUUCGUUAUCUAUUAUUUGAAUAAGAUUUUACUCAUUUUUUUAACGUGACCAUCGUCUGACUAAUGUAAAAAGCGAUGUUUGCGUUUCACCAUGUCCAAGCACAUGCCUCGGCAAGUCGUGGUACCAGUUGGAAGCGCGCCAAAGCUUCGAGGAAUCUUAGGAGACGAUUUUCAAGCAUCUCGUCAGGUGGUCCUGCGAUUCAAUGAAGCUUUGAAGUACAGGCGUACUAGCUUCUGUGCCAAAUCUAUGUGACAAUAAGUUUCCUGCUCGUUAACGCAAUUUCGCACGAAUCUGAUUUCAGGAAACCGACGCAAACUCUUCUGCUGGUAGAAACAGUCUUUGAAAAGUAAAUCAUAUCCCAACCACCUUCAUUUAUUUUCUUCUGAGCCUUUUGAGCUCAACGCCAUGGUUGAAAGUGAGAAAAGUGAGAAGUUUGAUAUAAAAGUAAAAGAGAAACAAAGGUAGACCCACUGUGACAUUUUCUUAUAAAUACGUUAGUUUCAGAGACCUUUGCGAUGAGACAGCCGCCGCAAUUCUUAUGCGUUUCGAUUUAAAAGACUGCUUUUGAUUGUAGACUGUUCAGGUAUUAUAACGAGGUAGAUGGUUGACUGUUGUAGAUUUCAGCGAUUGGCUUUCCUGCAGCUUUACCUGUUUUAUGUAAUUAUUCUAAACUUGAACUAAGUGAAACUUCUACCUAGGGUAUUUGCUGAUUCGAAAGAACACGAUUGAUUGUUCGAAUACUACUCUAUUUCAGAGAAAGUAACCUUCACGGUCAAGUGAUAUUAAUUGCAACUAUAAUUUGUGUAGUUUGAUAAAAUCGAAUUGUUCGAGUAUUCGAUUUGCUCAAAUUAAUUAAGCAGCAAUUUAUUUCUUCUUAUUACCGUGAUUAUUAAAGACGUAAUGUAAUCCUAUAUACAAAUUCGUUGCACACUAUUAUACGAUAUCGAUAUUAAUAUCGAUGAACAGAAAACGUGUACAAGACAUUAUUAUAGUUUAUAAAAAUUGAUGAUAAAGAACCCGAGAAAAAUGAGCUUCGAGGAAAUUAGAUGCAAAGGAAUGUAAUUUGAACGAACAAAGAACUUUUUUUAUGUUGGAAACAAAAGUUUACAGAAUUUUCUGUUUUAUACACAGCACAACCAUUUUGUAAUCGUCCAGAUACACUCAAGUUCGAGAGUAUUUUGAAUUUAAUAUAGUAAUAUUUCAUUCCCAUUGUAUUUACUUUCUUCAAGAAAAGUUAUAUUUCAAAAUAUUUUAUUGUAAGGUCAAUCCAAUUGGCUGUGUUUUGUUUAUAGUAUUUUUUUCUUUCAUAUGCCACAUCAAUGAGGAAUUUUUUGUAUGAAGCCAAGUUAGAUCGGCUUGUUCAAAUGCAUAGAAUUAUUUAAAAAUAUUUAGGGUGUAAACACGAUGCAACGAAAACAACGAUUCUAUAGGGUAAUCAUUGAAUUCGUUAGAAUCACUAUUUGCAUAAUGUAAAGCGACUACUGCCAACAUUUAUUAGUUAAAUUACUUUGAAGACAUGUAAAAUAAUUAAAUCUAAUUUUCAUCUGUAUAGUAUAUUAUAUAUACAUAUAUAUAAGAAUAAUAAUUGGUUUAGUAAUUAGUUACAUUUAACACUCAGCACAGGCUUAUUCUGAAAAUGUUGUUGAAACUUCAGAAUUUGAAUUGUUGACACAAGUUAAAAGAGAAACUCAAUAAAACUAUUAACAACUUUAAUGCUUAAAGGACAAAAAAAAACUUUCUUGUUAUAUGUAAGCUUUUAAAUUUGCAGUUAAGCAUUAUAUCUUCAGUAGCAUAGCUAUACCUAAACUGUAAAUUUUAUAGAAAUUAAAAAUCUAGUUCAUUCCUCCUAUUUCAGAUCUACCAAUGUCAAUAUUGUACUGAUUUGUCAAUAUUAGUACUAUUAAACUGCUCAAAACAAUAAUUAGGAAAUGGAGAAAGUUUGGAAAUAAAAGCAAACAUCAGAUUUCAAAGAGUGAAUGAAAUAACAGACACGGACAAAAUACUGUAUAUUUAAUACUGUAGGCUUUUGUAUUCAAUAUCUAACUUCCAUGACACACUCUACAUUAGUUCUUUAUUCUUUUGAAUAAUAUAUGUAGGAUUGACCCUAAACGAAUUUCUUUGCUUCAUGACAGUAACUAAUAUUAAAAGCAGCUUUUAAAAUAGUAAGUUUCCAUAUACGGUACAAUCAUUAUGUAUAGUUUUAGACUUCAUCUAAGUACUAGCAGGAAAAAUGAAUUAGCAUUUCGUUCGUAUACCAGCUAAGAGGAAGCAUAGUUCAAGCUAACAAGUGAUCACAACUCAAAGCACGAGAACAAACGUAAACUAUACCGAGUAGAGUACAAAGUUAAUUUUCAAACAACGACUGCAUCGAUCAAUUCAAUGAUUACCCUGCAGUGCGUUCAGUCACAAGCAUGUAAAACUCGUUUUCUGAUCACCUUCCAUAUUAGCUAAUUGCUUUUUUUUUUAUGCCGAGCUUACGCCCAUAGAAGUAUACACGUGAUUGUAUUUGUCAACUGAACCGACGUUAACCCUCUAUAACCUAAAUUGCAUUUGUCUUGUAUACAAAAUUGUACGAUAGGACCAUUGAUGAACGUUGAUAAUGAAGUUCAAAUUAAACGUUGAAUUUUAACGAACAUAAUCUUUAAACUAUACCCAACCCGUGAGAAAUUUUCGAUGGACGUAAACAAACUGUUGGAUUAGCAGGAAUUGUUUUUAUCGUGUACUCAAUCGAAUACAUUAUGCAAUGGAGGGUCGAAGACGAUUGAUACACAUUGAUGAUAGGAUUUAAUCAAACUUUGAAAAUAUAGUUAAUAAAUAUGUAGCUGAAAAGAUAGGAUUAUAGAGGGUUAAGCAUAAAAAAUUCACCAGACUCGUUGACUGCAUAUCAUUCCUUUGUGGUCCAGAUUCUCGGAUUUUAAUACGUGUUUGACAAGCCUCACUCGACACAGGACCACAAAGAGUUACAUGGUAAAAACGUGUGUAGUUUUUAAGAAGUCCACGCUGUGGUUCUUUCGUGAAAUGCGUUAUCGAAUAUGGAACACGAUUGAUGUAUGAAGUCAACAUCACGAGCGCUGAAGCAUCGAUCCUUUAUCAGAGAUGGACGGAAGACGCACUUGCCGAAGAAUUGUAAUGAUAAGCGACUGAGAAGUAGUCAGCGCAAUAGUCAACUUGCUAUGUUACAUUUGAACAUUUUCUUGUGAUGUCACUGUGAAAAGUUAACGAAAUAUUUACCUCGGGGCAUCGAGGGUGGUAGUUUCUUGCGAUGAGCCAAGGGAAUGACUGAGGAGCAGCUGAAGCCCCUUGCGCUAUGUGACCACUAUGCACGCGUGUAAGACGGGUCCACUGACAUCCAGGGGCAAUUGCAGCUACGGCUACGGCAUAGUGGGACGACACUGCAUAAAUGUUAGACAUUGAGGCAAAAAAUAAACAUACAAAUUUUAAAACCUAAAUACAUUUUAAUGAAUCUUUAAACCUUUGACAAUUAUGUUUCAUAGUAUUAUUACGUUUUGCGUCACUAUUUACCUCAUGACAUCUGAAAUUAGUUACGUUGAUGUAUUUAUCUUUUCUUUAACUUACAUUGUAAUUCUUGUAUUAUAUGACUUUACCAAAAGAAUGUCUGCAAUAUCUAAUGUUGGAAUUGUAAUAAUUCUAAAAUAAACAGAAAGAUGAUUUAAAUGUACAACAGAACUUUGUUACAUUUGAUUGUAGAAGUUAUAAAUGUUUUAUUUAAUUAUAAAAAUGGCCUAAAUUCGCCCAGACAAAACUUUGCACCAUUUGUUUUUAGGAAGUAUGUAAACUGUAGCCGUUCACGUAGUUUUUACUUUUAUUUGCUUCGUUGUCAAAAUUUAAGAAACAUUUAUAACCUCUAUAAUCAAAUGUAACAAACUUCUGUUGUACAUUUAAAUCAUCUUUCUGUUUAUUUCAGAAUUAUUACAACCUCAACAUUAGAUAUUGCACACAUUCUUUUGGAAAAGUCAUAUAAUACAAGAAUUACAACGUAAAUUAAAGAAAAGAUAAAUAGAUCAACGUAACUAAUUUCAGAUGUCAUGAGGUAAAUAGUGAAGCAAAACGUAAUAAUACUAUGAAACAUAAUUGUCAAAGGUUUAAAGAUUCAUUAAAAUGUAUUUAGGUUUUAAAAUUUGUAUGUUUAUUUUUUGCCCCAAUGUCCAAUAUUUAUACAGCGUCGUCCCACUGUUCGGCUGCGUUUGAACUUUGAAAGCGUGACUUACAAUUAGUGUUCUUUCACUGGCUCUAAUCUUGCUUUUGAAGAAAUGCUCAGACGAUAAACGACUGGAAUAGAUCUAUCGCAGAUCAAAGACUUGCGUAAAGAGCGGAUAUACCAGAGUUGGGCAAAAUGUAGUUCACGAUUAUAAUUACCGAGUAAUCUAUAAUAAUGAUCGAUGAAUACUUGGUAAUUGCGAUGAAUCCCCAACUCUGAUAUGUAUUCGUUUAAGGAGGACACCGAUAUUAGGGAGUAUCGUUGGGAUACGAACUAAGCUUAGGAUGAGAGUUAUUUUUUACAUGUAAUUGAUGCCUUGUUCUAGAGUAUCGUACUUUUGAUCUAUGUAAAUAAAGUUUCGACUCUUAGCACUCGACCAUCGACAGAUUUCGAGGAAAGAAAUACGACUGAAAUCCAGUUGGAGACGCUUUUAGAGUAAUAAACGAUCGUUCGAAACGUGGUGAUUAAUAAAUAAAUUAAUAUUAGGUUGUCCUAAAAGUUUCUUUCGUGAGUUGCGUUCAAUUAUUUUCUGUGGCAGUGUUUAUAUAAAUAUACAAUCUAAUUUCUUAGACAUUGAUGCUGUAACAGUAAUGGAGCGAAAUGAAUUGUACACAAUUUUGUAAUGUAACAUAAAACAUAAAAUAUUGUGUAUAAAUUAAUUAUUAAUAAAACGAAAGAAACUUUUGGGACAACCUAAUACUUGGGCAAUCUACCAUAACGAAUCAUUAUUUGGACGUUUAACUUUCUUGAGAAAUAAAUACCUGUUGCAGGGAUUUAAUUUGGUCCGAAAAUCAAUUUACGAAUGUAUAAAUAAUCGAGAGGAUAGUGCAUUCAUGAAAAAAAUAAAAUAAAAUUUAUGCGAUAGAGUGUACAAUGCAACCACUGCGUUUUUGGAGGUCGUAGUCUUCAGAGUAUGAGGCUAGGUUUGGCAUGCUCACUGUGGGAACUUUUUCGGUACGUGUCAAUUACAGUUCAUACUAGACUUUCAUAUCUAGCGGCACGGGUAAAUAGGCUCGUAGACUUUUCAAUUACACACCGUAAAUUUUGAAAAAAAAAAAAAAAAAGAAUUAAUAGAAAA
Molecule: messenger RNA, 12142 nt
Organism: Hylaeus volcanicus
Lineage: Eukaryota; Metazoa; Arthropoda; Insecta; Hymenoptera; Colletidae
Product: lateral signaling target protein 2 homolog
Exons: 6
Coding region: 459-4178 (1239 amino acids)
Cellular component (GO): early endosome membrane
Molecular function (GO): metal ion binding
Source: RefSeq, a predicted model, not a curated record